AUGAUAUCCUUAAUAAGUUAUAAUUUAUGUAAAUCUAGUAUAUUACUUGGACAAAGAACAAAAGAAUAUAAUGAAUUAUAUCUACGUUUAAUUGAACACAAUUUUAAAUUAACUAAAACUCAUGCAUAUACAUUAUGUUUAUUUUUACUUGAAAAACAAACAACAAUUGAUAGUUCAUCAAUAAUAUCAUCAUCAGAUAAUAUUCUUAUUGAACUUGUUGAAGAAUUAUAUGAACGUACUAAACAAUCAUCAAUAUUACCAUAUGAAGCUUUACUUUUAUUACGUCCUUUAUCAUUAUUACUUGCACAUAUUAGUUUUUUUUUUCGGGCUUUAAUUAAUGCACGUUAUUCAGCUAAAGUUAAUGAAUGGACUUUAUUAUCAAUGACAAAUAUUGCACAAAGAAAAUCACUAUGUAUGGCUAUAUGGGGGCUAACUUGUCUUAUGUUAAGUGCAUAUCUAUCACAGGUUAAGGAAUAUUGA
Rotaria sp. Silwood1 is the source of this 480-nucleotide messenger RNA. The record is from the annotation of a GenBank genome assembly. Lineage: Eukaryota; Metazoa; Rotifera; Eurotatoria; Philodinida; Philodinidae.